AUGGUGGUGGUAAAAGCAUUCCGCGUCUUGUACCGCAUCCUGGUCGAUUACUGCUCCAACUGUUCGCUGGCCGGCGUGGGGUACAUCUCCAACCGGAAGUACCACUGGACCGAGCGCCUAUUCUGGAUGGCAUGCGUGCUGUUCGCUUGGACCGGCUCGUACAUGCUGAUCAACACGUACAUGGAGCUGUUCCGCAAGGAUGCGGUCAGCAUCGUGGUGGAGAAUCUGGAUCCGCGCAAAGACAUUGCCCACUUCCCGUCGGUGGGCGUCUGUGAGAUGGGCUACACCAAGCAGCAGUACGAUGCGCUCCAGCAGGUGAUCGAAGGGUUGCGCACGACCGAGGAGAUGGAGUACAACUACGAUGUGGAGGAGUUUAUGUUGCGCCUGAUCUACCACAACCUGUACAACUACGGCUCGAUCAAGUCGUACUGUGCGAUGUACAAGGACUGUGACGACUGUGUCAAGUGUCCGGUGGAUGGGUAUCCAAGGUUCUCGAACGCGGUGCGGGCGAACUGUUCCCAGCUGUUUGAUGAGUGCCGCUGGAAUGGGAAGUUGUUUGAUUGUUGUCGCUACUUCCGGCCGAUCCAGACGACGAUGGGCUCGUGCUUUCUGCUCAACUCCAUACAGACUGUUAGCAAAUAUGGGCCACAGUGGUUGCGGAUGGAUAUGAGCAUGGCAUCGCCGAAGGGAGAGCUGCAGUUGAACUUUAGCCGAGCUACAACGGUGAGGAAGGCAGUGGAAAUGUAG
Molecule: messenger RNA, 747 nt
Organism: Anopheles merus
Lineage: Eukaryota; Metazoa; Arthropoda; Insecta; Diptera; Culicidae
Exons: 2
Coding region: 1-747 (248 amino acids)
Biological process (GO): sodium ion transmembrane transport
Cellular component (GO): membrane
Molecular function (GO): ligand-gated sodium channel activity
Source: RefSeq, a predicted model, not a curated record